Messenger RNA from Physcomitrium patens, 1452 nucleotides. RefSeq lists its product as uncharacterized. NCBI's taxonomy places the organism in Eukaryota, Viridiplantae, Streptophyta, Bryopsida, Funariales, Funariaceae. Gene Ontology annotation, cellular component: membrane. The record is from RefSeq and is a predicted model, not a curated record. Gene Ontology annotation, molecular function: 3-oxo-5-alpha-steroid 4-dehydrogenase activity. Gene Ontology annotation, biological process: brassinosteroid biosynthetic process.
AGCUAUUUUUGCAUGUGGGUGUAUCAAAGGAGCACACAGUUUAUACUGAAAAAGCGCAACAUUCUCAUGCCUUAAAAUGUUGAUGAGGCUUCCACGCUCUUGUGGAGAUUAGGCUACAGACUGAGAUUUAGGGUUUGCGAAGGUGUGUUCACGGUGAGAGUGUGAGUUGCAAGACGACGACGACGAGGAGGAGGAAGAGGAGGAGGAAGAGGAGGAGGAGAGUGAUUCCUAGCAGGUAGAAACGAUGGAGGAGGCCGCGGGCGAUGAGGAGUGGUACACGAUCGCGCUGUGGGGUUAUUUCGCCAUGGCUGCGAUCAUGUUCGUUCUAGUGAAUUUCUGCUUGUCUGCGCCAUACGGGCGCCAUGUGCGGAGGGGCUGGGGUUUCAGCGUGCCGGUGCGAGAGGGUUGGAUUAUCAUGGAAUCGCCAGCUUUGUUCGUUAUGGCACUUGUCUACCACGCGGGCCAAUUUCACUUGCAGCAUGUUCCCCAUGUCCUCCUAAGAAUGCAUCAAAUGCAUUACUUCCACCGAACGCUUGUAUUUCCCUUCCGCAUGCGAGCCGAUGGGAAGGCCAUGCCAGCCGCCGUAGUGGCCUCAGGAUUUUUUUUCAAUGUAUACAAUUCAUACAUUCAAGCACGGUGGAUAUCCCACAUUGGAGUUUACCCUUCCUCGUGGCUGACAAGCCCACAAUUCUUGCUGGGCGUCGCGAUCUUCCUGGUAGGAUUUUUGGGUAAUAUCUGGGCUGACAAUGUGUUGCUGAAUCUGAGGGACCACAAGGAAGACCGGUCAUACAAGAUUCCAAGAGGGUUUCUGUACGAGUUCAUCACAUGUCCCAACUAUUUUUGCGAGAUAAUCGAGUGGCUUGGCUGGGCGAUCGCGACGAACUCGGUUGCUGGGUUCUUCUUCUUUCUGUCCACUCUUGCAAAUCUAGGACCCCGUGCGAAGACCCAUCACGAGUGGUAUCAUAAGAAGUUCAAUGAUUAUCCCAGGAAUCGCAAGGCUCUUAUACCCUUCUUGUACUGAACAAAAAUGUGAAGCAUGAGAAAUCUAUUAGAGUAUGUGCUCUCGAGAUUGAAAGAUCCUGUUUUUCAUAGUGCAUUAAGGUGUCGUGGAACUGCACUUGUGACCCUAAAAUCCUGCCAAGCCUUGGAAUUCUGCAACCCCGAGCAAAGCAGGCAAUGUCACUCCCAUAUUGCUGGGUGUUUCAUCCGUGAAACACAGUGGGUUAAUUACUUAAGCAAGAGCACAACAGGUAAUGUUCCGGGUUUGCAUUCCUGUAGAAGAAAAACUUGUAAGCAUAUGUAGUAUUAGCAGAAGUUUGUGCUAUUGAACAUGAAAAUAGUUCUUGUCAUUUCCAACCAAUCUCCCUUUCUGGACUUCGGAGAUAUUUCAUGUGCACUCCCUUUGACAAAGUAAAUAUAUAAUUUUGACCAACAAAAGGAGUUGUUAAUGGA